AUGGAUUUCAUUUUACUCCCAAAAAAAUCUGAAAAUGAUUCAACUACAACGACGACGACUACAAGAGCAACAGAUUCAGCAACAUCUUCAUCAUCAUCAUCACGUCAAAAGAGAAUAAGAGAAAAAGAAAGUAGUUUUGAACAAUUGAAAGAUGACACACAACGAAAAUCUAUAAAAAGUACAAUCAAAACCGAAGUAGUAGAUACACUUGGUCUGGAAGCAAUAGCAGAGAAACAUGAUUUUCCAUUCUACUGGCUGUUACCACAAAAGGAGCAGGUCAGAUUGGUUGAAAUCGACAGAUCCGGCACCGAAUUCUAUGAAAUACAUCAACACUUUCGAGAAACACUUCCAAGUUUCAACAUUACAAAGGUGGAGCGUGUUCAGAGCAAAACACUCUGGCGUAGCUAUCAUAGCAAGUGUCUAGAGUUGAUGAAGCGUUACAAUGCAAGUAGUUCCGUCAUCGUUGAAUCACGACUCUACCAUGGAACCAGAACGCACAGACCCUCGGAGAUCUAUGAUCAUCCUGUCGGUUUCGACCUGUCGUUUUCCAAUUAUGGCAGCUUCGGAAAGGCACACUACUUUGCGAUGAACGCUAGCUACAGCAAUGGAUACCGACACACGUUGAGCCAAGGCAAUAUCUACCAGAUGUUCUAUUGUCGUGUGCUACUAGGUAGUUGUGCAAUGGCUUUAUCGGUGCCCUUUGAUCAGAUGGCUGAUCUCACAAGUCGUGGUGUCUACGACAGUUAUAAAGGCGGUGAUAUAUUUACCAUCUAUGAGAACGGUCGUGCCUAUCCCGAGUAUCUGAUUACAUAUUCAGACGCUUAUACCCGUGGUAUGCCAACAUCCAAUACAUCGAUAAAAUCAACACUAUCAACCACAAGUAUUUACCGUCAACCACCGCCGCCACCACCACCACCACCACGAACCAACCGUCAACACCCACCACCACCACCAACUACAGCAAUUCCUCUAUCCUAUCCCAUUCCAACAACCAGAAAUGCCAAUGGAACCAACAAAUUUAGACAUUUUGGUAUCGAUAAUAAUAGUAAUAAUAGUAAUAAUAAUAACAAUGAUAAUAAUGAAGACAAUGAAAUAUCAAAUAUUAUGUCUUUAAUGAGUAACCCUGACUUUGUUGAAUCCCAAAAGAAAAUAUUGGAAAGUCUAAAGAAAUAA
This is a messenger RNA of Heterostelium album PN500, 1173 nucleotides long. RefSeq lists its product as uncharacterized. The record is from RefSeq and is a predicted model, not a curated record. Bases 1 to 1173 code for a protein of 390 amino acids. Lineage: Eukaryota; Evosea; Eumycetozoa; Acytosteliales; Acytosteliaceae. Gene Ontology annotation, molecular function: NAD+ poly-ADP-ribosyltransferase activity. The transcript has a single exon.